CGAGUGCCUGAAUUAGUUAUCAAUUAAUCCUUUAUUAUUUAAAUACGAAUUAAGUUAUCGAACUGUCAUUCCAUUGGAAUUUAUUGAAGACCGAGAAGCCUCCAUUGGCUACAAAUCUCAAUAAGCCGCCGCCCCACGCCGUGGACUUACACCGAAUUACUUAAGAUUCAACAAAGCUAGAAAAAUAAAAAUCAAGUCUUUAUCUUGUUUGUUUGAUUUAUGUACUUAGUAUUUAAUUAAUCUAUGUGUUAUCUCAACUUUAUUCAGUUUUAUGCAACUAAACGUUAAGGGAAAAUGGUAGUAGUAGUAAUUUGAUUCAUGUAGUAUAAAAAGGCGUAGGAAGGGGAGGAAAAAAGGGAGUCUUAAGUGGUGGGGCGGUGGUGCUGAGAUAGUCUGCAAAGUAAAAACAUUCUCAGAAGAAGUGGCUUUUUUGUGAAUACACAGUGUUGCUAUGGUGGCUGUCAAACAUUAGCGACAACACAUCUUUUUUUUCCAUGGUUUGGUUUUCUGCUUUCUUUUGUUGCCUUCUUCGUUUCCUAAAGUUGUAGUGCUUGUGUAAAGUAGUGUUUUUUCCACUUGCUUCUUCCUUUUCUGGUGUGAUAGGUUGGUUUGAUUUUUCUUGAGUGUUUGAGCUUUCUUUGAUCUUAGUGGAUUGAUUGAUGCAAGUAUGAGGGUGUGAGAGUUGGUGCUUUUUUUGGUUUCACAUGGUUACUGAUUGUGGGUCUGGUUAAAGAUUCAAUUUUUGUGUGCUUUCGAAUUCAUGAUUUACUACCAUUUUUCUUGGAUUGAGUUCUUGAUUUUUGGGAUUUAGUUGAUUUCUUUGCAUUUGAUAGUGUGGUAUAUUGGAUUUGAUGCUUAAUUUGGGGGAAUUUAUCAGUUGCUUUUACUGUAUGUUGGUGUUGGUGUUGGCUUGUUUUUAACCAUUGAUAUGCUUACGCUAUCUUCCAAAAACUAGCUGGAUUCCAUUUGUCUGCUGAGUUUGGCAGUGCUUAUUUUCUCAUAACAAGAUCAUGUUUGGUUUUGAUAGGUCUCUCCGGACUUCAUUGAUCCAAAAAGUGUUGUCGAGUAACGUGGAUUCUUGAUCUUGAUUUGUGAAAGUGGACCUGUGGUUUUGUUCCUUGAUUAGUAAUGGCGAUUGAUAGGUAAUGAGGAAGGUUGAUGGUAUCAAGUGUUUUGAGCACGUGGGAUGUUUGCAGUAUUUGACAAGAGUAUAUUGAGCAUCUUCUUUACUUAUUGGUCAUUUUUGUUCGCUCUAUCCUGUCGUAAACUUUUUAUACUCUCGGAAUUUGCCACUGCAACCAAGCAAACUAUUGAUUCUCUUAUUCGGGCCUCCUUCUCAUCAAAAUAUCAAGCUCUCUUGCAUCAUCACAUUGUUUCGUCAUGUGGCGUUAGCCCCCUUUUACUUGAUCCCUCCUCAUAAGUCCUCAAAAAGUGUUGCAGCUGCUGGUUCCUGGAAUUGCCCUUUCAACUACUGCAAUUUGUUUCGUUUUGCGUUAUUGAAUUGGGGAUUCCUGGUUUAACUAUAGAAGGCAAAGGAUCAAUAUUUUGAAGGUUAGAGUACACUUUACCUGCAAAAUGAAGUUUAUGAAACUUGGAUCAAAGCCUGACCAGUUUCAGACCGACGGAGACACUAUAAGGUAUGUAGCGACAGAGUUGGCUACUGACUUGGUUGUUAGUGUUGGAGAUGUCAAGUUUUAUGUUCAUAAGUUUCCUCUCCUCUCCAAGAGUUCUCAGCUCCAGAAGCUCGUCACCAGUGUGGGUACUGACAACAACGACGAAAUUGACAUCCAUGAUAUUGCGGGUGGACCUGCAGCAUUUGAAGUAUGUGCUAAGUUCUGUUAUGGAAUGGUAGUGACACUCAAUGCGUACAACGUCGUAGCAGCCCGUUGUGCAGCUGAGUACCUGGAAAUGUAUGAGACUGUUGAGAAAGGAAAUCUUAUAUACAAGAUUGACGUUUUCCUCACUUCUAGCAUUUUCCGGAGUUGGAAAGACUCCAUAAUUGUACUUCGAACGACAAAUUCUUUUCUUCCUUGGUCGGAAGAAUUAAAGAUUGUCAACCACUGCCUAGACUCUAUUGCCACCAAAGUUUGCACUGAUCCUUCGAAAGUAGACUGGUCAUACACUUAUAACCAUAACAAGCUUGUAUCUGAGAACGAGCAUGAAGAAAAAUGGAACGGCGUGAAGAAACUACAAACAGUGCCAAACGACUGGUGGGUGCAGGACCUGUGUGACCUUCAAAUUGAUUUAUACAAAAGGGUUAUUACAGCAAUAAUUGCCAAAGGAAACAUGUCUGCAGAUGUUGUAGGUGAAUCAUUAAAGUCGUAUGCUUUGAGAAGGCUUCCUAUUUUUAGCAAUAGCACCUUACAAGGAAGUGAUCGUCUGAAGUACCGUUACUUGGUCGAUACAAUCACAUCUUUGCUGCCAAAUGAGAAAAGUUCGGUACCUUACGAUUUUCUGCUGAGAUUGUUACAUACAUCGAUAAUGUUAGAUUGCGAUGAAGUGGGGAGAAGGAUGCUUAUGCUAAAAAUUUCUCAACAGCUUGAUGAGGUAACUGUUGCGGAUCUAAUUAUUCGCUCCUCAACUGGUGAAACAGCCCGUUGUAACAUAGACGUCGUACAUGGAUUAGUUGAGCAAUACGUGAUGCAAGAAGAUACCAUCCAGACUGGUAGUCUCGAUCCUGAUGAUAAUGAGUUCAGGGAGAUAUGUCCUGGAUUUAUUUCCGAUGCUUCCAAGGCUAAGGUGGCUAAAUUGGUUGAUGGUUAUUUGGCUGAAGCAGCUAGAGAUGUCUCGUUGCCUCUGUCCAAAUUUGUCGAUCUGGCUGAAAUGGUCUCGGCCUUUCCAAGAUCGAGUCAUGAUGGGAUUUACCGUGCUAUUGACAUGUACCUCAAGGAACACCCAGCGUUGACGAAGAGUGAGAAAAAGAGAAUUUGUCGGUUGAUGGACUGCAGGAAGCUUUCGGCUGAUGCAUGUGCGCACGCUGUACAGAAUGAGAGGCUUCCAUUGCGGGUGGUUGUGCAAGUUCUUUUCCUCGAGCAAACCAGAGCGACAGCAGCUGUUGGGAACAACACUCCCGAUCUUCCUGGCUCUGUAAAGGCUAUGCUUCCACGGGGAUCUUGUGGGAGCUCGAGAUCUGCAACUACCAACUCGGAUGAAGAUUGGGACGGGGACCAGACAUCAGAGGAGCUUAAGGAUUUGAAAGCAGAGCUCGCUUGUCUCAGGCUAGAAAAUAAAGGGGAUAGUGGCGUCAUAGUAAAUGAUGCUAAAUCGAAUGCUGAUAAAGUCACUUCCAAGAAAGUAAAGAAGAUCUUCACGAGGCUUUGGUCAAGCAAAGACAGACAAGGGGAGAAUAGUAGCUCAGAUACAUCUGAAAGCCGUGCUUCUACCAGCGUGGAAGAAACAGAGGCAAUGAAAGUGGCUGUACGGAUGAUGUUGCAAAAUCAAACGACGAAGAAAUCACAGGUAACAAAGUGAGAAUGAUCUCUUCUCAAGAUCCUCUGCUUAAACAAGGAUCUAUCAGGUAAGGAGAAUAGCAGCUAGAAUUCGUAUAGGAGUCUAGAACAAGGCGUAACCCAUCCAAGUAAUCAGGCUACUCGUCUCUAAACUAAGAGGGAAGGGUUUAGUAACCAUCAUUUGUAAGUUUGCUCCUUGGUUUUCCUUAAGAUAUUAGUGUCAUUCAGAUGCAACAGAAUGGAGAGAGUGACUGGCUAAUCAUUUUUCGACACUUGAGGAGCUUAUCGGCACAAGAAAAUGCUCGUCGGCUUUUAUCCUUUGGCAUAGUGUAAGGUAGGUUUGGUGUGUAUCUGUAACUGUAAUUGGCCUAAGGAUUUUUUUAUAGCCAGCCAGUGUGCAUCUGUAGUUGUUUUAGAUGUAUUCUCAGCAAUAUGAAAUUUUGUGUUAGGUAAAAAGAUUGCUAAGGCAUUAGCGCGUUUUGGUA
Salvia splendens (bonfire salvia) is the source of this 3934-nucleotide messenger RNA. RefSeq names its product BTB/POZ domain-containing protein NPY5. Bases 1576 to 3471 code for a protein of 631 amino acids. The transcript has 4 exons. Gene Ontology annotation, molecular function: protein binding. The record is from RefSeq and is a predicted model, not a curated record. Lineage: Eukaryota; Viridiplantae; Streptophyta; Magnoliopsida; Lamiales; Lamiaceae.